GUGUCGUUCCCGAGCAUGUGGGGGGCAGAAGGCGACGACGGGGCUAUUUUGAUGGUCCUGGGCAGGCCCUUUCCCUGGCGUCUCAGGCCGGGACCCUCUGUGCUUUCAGGACACUUUACUUCAGCAGAAGACCUGAACCUGCUGAUCGCUAAGAACACCCGCCUUGAGAUCUAUGUGGUCACCGCCGAGGGGCUGCGGCCCGUCAAGGAGGUGGGCAUGUAUGGGAAGAUUGCCGUCAUGGAGCUCUUCCGGCCCAAGGGGGAGAGCAAGGACCUGCUGUUCAUCCUGACCGCCAAAUACAACGCCUGCAUCCUGGAGUACAAGCAGAGCGGCGAGAGCAUUGACAUCAUCACUCGGGCCCAUGGCAACGUCCAGGACCGGAUUGGCCGUCCCUCAGAGACAGGCAUCAUUGGCAUCAUUGACCCCGAGUGCCGCAUGAUCGGCCUGCGGCUCUACGAUGGCCUGUUCAAGGUCAUCCCCCUGGACCGCGACAACAAGGAGCUCAAGGCCUUUAACAUCCGCCUGGAGGAGCUGCACGUCAUUGACGUCAAGUUCCUCUACGGUUGCCAAGCCCCGACCAUCUGCUUCGUCUACCAGGACCCUCAGGGGAGGCAUGUGAAAACCUACGAGGUGUCUCUCCGAGAGAAGGAGUUCAACAAGGGGCCCUGGAAGCAGGAGAACGUGGAGGCAGAAGCGUCCAUGGUGAUCGCAGGGGACGUGGGUUUAAUUUCUAAUGACCGCCUUCCCUGCUGGCAGCAAAGCACUAUUGUGUGCCACAACCGUGUGGAUCCCAAUGGUUCCCGCUACCUGCUGGGGGACAUGGAAGGCCGGCUCUUCAUGCUGCUGCUGGAGCAGGAGGAGCAGAUGGAUGGGGCCGUCACCCUCAAGGACCUGCGAGUGGAGCUCCUCGGGGAGACUUCAAUUGCUGAGUGCUUGACCUACCUGGAUAACGGGGUGGUGUUUGUCGGCUCCCGCCUGGGUGACUCCCAGCUUGUGAAGCUCAACGUUGACAGUAACGAGCAGGGCUCCUACGUGGUGGCCAUGGAGACCUUCACCAACUUAGGCCCCAUCGUCGACAUGUGCGUGGUGGACCUGGAGAGGCAGGGCCAGGGCCAGCUGGUCACGUGCUCUGGAGCUUUCAAGGAAGGCUCCUUACGCAUCAUUCGGAACGGGAUCGGGAUCCACGAGCAUGCCAGCAUCGAUCUGCCUGGCAUCAAAGGCUUGUGGCCACUGCGCUCCGACCCUACCCGGGAGACGGAUGACACUCUGGUGCUGUCCUUUGUGGGCCAGACGAGAGUGCUUAUGUUGCAUGGCGAGGAGGUGGAGGAGACGGAGCUGACGGGCUUCGUGGAUGACCAGCAGACGUUCUUCUGCGGCAACGCGGCUCAUCAGCAGCUCAUCCAGAUCACCUCCGCCUCGGUGAGGCUGGUUUCUCAGGAGCCCAAGGCCCUGGUCAGCGAGUGGAAGGAGCCCCAGGGCAAGAACAUCAGCGUGGCCUCCUGCAAUAGCAGCCAGGUGGUGGUGGCUGUGGGCAGGGCCCUGUACUACUUGCAGAUCCACCCCCAGGAGCUCCGACAGAUCAGCCACGUGGAGAUGGAGCACGAAGUGGCCUGCUUGGAUAUCACCCCACUGGGCGACAGCAGUGGGCUGUCCCCUCUGUGUGCCAUUGGGCUCUGGACAGACAUCUCCGCUCGGGUCCUGAAGCUGCCUUCCUUCGCACUGCUGCACAAGGAGAUGCUGGGCGGGGAGAUCAUCCCUCGCUCCAUCCUCAUGACCACCUUUGAGAGCAGCCACUACCUCCUUUGCGCCCUGGGUGAUGGUGCGCUUUUCUACUUUGGGCUCAACCUCGAGACAGGCUUGUUGAGUGACCGGAAGAAAGUGACUCUGGGCACCCAGCCCACGGUCCUGAGGACUUUCCGUUCUCUGUCUACCACCAACGUCUUUGCUUGCUCCGACCGCCCCACUGUCAUCUACAGCAGCAACCACAAGCUGGUCUUCUCCAAUGUCAACCUCAAGGAAGUGAACUACAUGUGUCCCCUCAACUCGGAUGGCUACCCCGACAGCCUGGCCCUGGCCAACAACAGCACCCUCACCAUCGGCACCAUCGAUGAGAUACAGAAGCUGCACAUCCGCACUGUCCCGCUCUAUGAGUCCCCCAGGAAGAUCUGCUACCAGGAAGUGUCCCAGUGCUUUGGGGUCCUCUCCAGCCGCAUCGAAGUCCAAGACACAAGUGGGGGCACAACGGCUCUGAGGCCCAGUGCCAGCACCCAGGCCCUGUCCAGCAGUGUCAGCUCCAGCAAGCUGUUCUCCAGCAGCACGGCGCCUCACGAGACCUCUUUUGGGGAGGAAGUGGAGGUGCACAACCUUCUCAUCAUCGACCAGCAUACCUUUGAAGUGCUUCACGCCCAUCAGUUCCUACAAAACGAGUACGCCCUCAGCCUGGUGUCCUGCAAGCUGGGCAAGGAUCCGAACACGUACUUCAUCGUGGGCACCGCCAUGGUGUACCCCGAAGAGGCGGAGCCCAAGCAAGGCCGGGUUGUGGUCUUCCAGUAUUCUGAUGGCAAGCUGCAGACGGUGGCUGAGAAGGAAGUGAAAGGCGCCGUGUACUCCAUGGUGGAGUUCAACGGGAAGCUGCUGGCCAGCAUCAACAGCACGGUGCGGCUCUAUGAGUGGACGACCGAGAAGGAGCUUCGCACUGAGUGCAACCACUACAACAACAUCAUGGCCCUCUACCUGAAGACCAAGGGGGACUUCAUCUUGGUGGGCGACCUCAUGCGCUCGGUGCUGCUGCUGGCCUACAAACCCAUGGAGGGGAACUUCGAAGAGAUUGCUCGGGACUUUAAUCCCAACUGGAUGAGCGCCGUGGAGAUCUUAGACGAUGACAACUUCCUGGGGGCAGAGAAUGCCUUUAACUUGUUUGUGUGUCAGAAGGACAGCGCUGCGACCACCGACGAGGAGCGGCAGCACCUCCAGGAGGUGGGGCUCUUUCACCUGGGCGAGUUUGUCAACGUCUUCUGCCACGGCUCGCUGGUGAUGCAGAAUCUGGGUGAGACCUCCACUCCGACCCAGGGCUCGGUGCUCUUCGGCACAGUCAAUGGCAUGAUCGGCCUCGUGACCUCCCUAUCAGAGAGCUGGUACAACCUCCUGUUGGACAUGCAGAACCGGCUCAACAAAGUCAUCAAGAGCGUGGGCAAAAUCGAACACUCCUUCUGGAGGUCCUUUCACACAGAGCGGAAGACAGAACCAGCCACGGGCUUCAUCGACGGGGACUUGAUUGAGAGCUUCCUAGACAUCAGCCGACCUAAGAUGCAGGAGGUUGUGGCCAACCUGCAGUAUGACGACGGCAGCGGUAUGAAGCGGGAGGCCACUGCAGACGACUUGAUCAAGGUCGUGGAAGAGCUGACUCGGAUCCAUUAGCCAAGGGCAGCAUUCCCUGCCCCUUUCCUCCCCCCACCGUAUUGGCUGCGGGGGAAACCUCACAGAGCCACCGAGCUGCAUGGCAGUGGAUUUCUUAGAACUAAAGCCUUGCCGGGUCUCGUAUGAUUCAGCCUCUCCCUUGGGCACCCAGCCUGGACUGGCAUCUGGAAGAAGCCUGGGUCUCUUGUCUCACUCCUGCGUUGUCCUCUGCUAUCCUUUCGUGUGGGGCGGGGGUGUG
Echinops telfairi (small Madagascar hedgehog) is the source of this 3655-nucleotide messenger RNA. It is a transcript of the gene DDB1, whose product is annotated as damage specific DNA binding protein 1. Gene Ontology annotation, cellular component: site of double-strand break; nucleus. Bases 16 to 3417 code for a protein of 1133 amino acids. Gene Ontology annotation, molecular function: nucleic acid binding; protein binding. Gene Ontology annotation, biological process: DNA repair; proteasome-mediated ubiquitin-dependent protein catabolic process. Lineage: Eukaryota; Metazoa; Chordata; Mammalia; Afrosoricida; Tenrecidae. The record is from RefSeq and is a predicted model, not a curated record. The transcript has 25 exons.